Molecule: messenger RNA, 924 nt
Organism: Astrephomene gubernaculifera
Lineage: Eukaryota; Viridiplantae; Chlorophyta; Chlorophyceae; Chlamydomonadales; Astrephomenaceae
Source: the annotation of a GenBank genome assembly
CAGGCUUUUCCAACCCGCACAUGCACCUGGGAGUCAGCUGUCAACCCGUAUUCCAACAAAAAUUAUUGCCUUUUUCGGUUAACCGCUGCCUCUCGUUGCAAAACGAUCUAAUCUGAAUCCCUAACGAAAAGAGCCACACGAGUUGCAACCAUGACUGGCCGCGGAAAGGGCAAGUCUGCGGGAAAAAAGGCUGUUAGCCGCAGCGCUAAGGCCGGACUUCAGUUUCCCGUGGGCCGCAUCGCCCGCUACCUCAAGAAGGGGAAAUACGCAGAUCGCAUCGGAGCAGGCGCACCCGUGUACCUUGCGGCAGUACUAGAAUACCUGACUGCGGAGGUGCUGGAGCUUGCGGGGAAUGCUGCCCGCGACAACAAGAAGAACCGCAUCAUCCCGCGCCACAUCCAGCUGGCCAUCCGCAACGACGAGGAGCUGGGCAAGCUGCUGGGCGACGUGACCAUCGCUGCCGGUGGUGUGCUGCCCAACAUCCAUGCCGUACUGCUACCCAAGAAGACCAAGGGCGCCAAGGCGGAGGACGGCUCAGCGGCUGUGUAAGAGGGUCUUUUAGGGUGUAGGGAGCCGUUGAGAGUACUUGUUAGCCAUUCAUUAGUAGCAACCUGUGUUGGGUGCAAUUUAGGUCAAAUAGCGCUUUAGCUGCAGGAUAGUUGUGAUGUACUUAUGGUUGGUUCUUGUUUAGCGCACUAGUGUGUUGCCGGUUGCCUAGCAUUGCAGUGGGGUGCACAUUUUAUCAUUCAUGCAGGAGUUGCGGAGGGCCGCUGUUGCGGGUUGUUAGACCAGUUACACCUUGCAAAGCUGAGUGCAGAGGGAGAUCGCGGGUAGCAGACAUACACAUAUAGUACGUUUCGCCUCGCGGCCACAACACAUACAGUACGUCUGUUGCGCAGCUGCUGUAAAGUUGUUGUUGCCGAA